AUGGAAUUAAGCCCCAACGCUGGACCAGUGGACCGGCUCAUUCCAGAAUACACAAUCCCGUCUACUGUGACGUCGCUGGUUCUGGUCGGCUUCCCAAACAUCCCAGCGGACAGGAUACCCGCCUCGGUCGUCUACUUGGAUCUGGGGAGCAAUCUAGAAAGGAUCAUCGAGCGGGACACGCUGCCCCCAUCCAUUAAGCAGCUGCGGCUUGGGUCGAACCAAGUUACAAUCCUGGCUCGUGACUCUCUGCCAUCAUCGAUAACUGCACUUGAGUUCAGCGGGUUCAAGAUCAAGUCCGACAACUGUUCUUGCGAAUUUGGCCUCAGGAUCGGCAUGUUCCAGCGACUCUUUCACUUGGUGCUCGGCCUCAUCAAGCUGGUUAAGUUUGUCAUUGUCUUCUACGACCUGGACAUCCAUAUCAGGCCACUGUCGCCCCAACACAGCCUUGUUCUUGUCUCUGGCAUGCACGGCGGCUUUGUCCACAAUUCCAUGCUACUGGAGAAUCAGGCGUUGAUCGCGAGACUGAUCUCUGCAAUUCCCUUCACCUUAAAAAGAUAG
Molecule: messenger RNA, 558 nt
Organism: Acytostelium subglobosum LB1
Lineage: Eukaryota; Evosea; Eumycetozoa; Acytosteliales; Acytosteliaceae
Exons: 1
Coding region: 1-558 (185 amino acids)
Source: RefSeq, a predicted model, not a curated record